CACGAGUCAAGAAGGUUCGGCGAAGAAAAGACACUUGAAUUGAGGCUAGAGCCGGAAUGUUUGCUCUUGAAUCAGAAGUGUUGGUAUAAUUCUCAAGAGUCGCAAGCGAAUGACUCUGAUGUUGUCGUAUCACUGAUUUCCGACAGUUUUCGCAUCCCACCGGAGUUCCCACUAAAGGCUCAUCCUUGGGUUCUCCAUGGGCAUAUACCUCAAGAACCUACACUUCAACUCACACGAGCAAUCAAACACGCAGCAAAAGUCAUCAAAAUGCCGGAAGACUAUAUGUCUAUGCUGAAAAGCCUGCCAUCAGAGGUGGACAAGGUCAAACAACCUGUUGUCGGAGUAGCAACGGUAGACUUGGCCGUCCAAACAGGACCACCUCGUCAUCUCGCCUCUGGUAUUUUGUACGGAAUACCAGAUAAGCCUGAUCAGAUACCUGAUCACUUUUAUCAAGACAUUGGGUUCAAUUAUGGUCGUGGUGGAGGAUCCCAACUACCCGGAACCAAGGGUUACGCCGUCAGUCUCCCAGACUACAAGGCUCGCUUUGUCUCAGCGUUGAGUAACUAUAGAACUACUCGCAAACACGGCGGCGAGUUUAUUUACUUGCUCCCUGCAGCUUGGGGUGCUGAUGGUGGACAGUCGGAAGAUUUUGCGUACCCUGGAGACGAUGAUGAUUGGACGAGUUGGGAUGCAUUCCUUGAAAGGACGCUUGAUGAUGUGAAGAAGUCUGAUAUGAUCGAAGGGCUAGUUGUUGAUAUUUGGAAUGAGCCAGAUCUAAGCUUCUUUUGGAAUCGUUCCAUGGAGCAGUGGCUGGAGCUCUGGGCACGUGCAUUCAAGAAGAUCAGGGAAGAACUUCCGUCGGUUCGAAUAACUGGUCCAAGUAUCUCAGCCAUCCCCUCGACGUCCCAUGAAUGGUGGACAGCGUUCCUUUCUCGCUGCAACCCCGACAAUCUUCCUGAUCAAUGGUCCUGGCACAUGGAGGGCGGCGACGAAGCAGUCACCAUGGCGACCUCAAUGGCUUCAUUCCACGAUCUGCUGUCCAAGUUCGACAUCUCUCUCGAUAAAGCUCAAGACGUCAAUAUCAAUGAGUAUGCUGUUUAUGGAGAACAGGUCCCUUCUGCAGGAGCAUGGUGGAUCGCUGGUCUUGAGAGAGAGAAUGCACAUGGCCUUAGAGGGAAUUGGGCUAUCGCUGGAGCAUUGCAUGACUUUUUGGCCGGUCUCUUGAGUAAGCCGAGUGCUAGUGAUGACAGCUACGCCAUCGAGGGUGAAGGAUACUGGCCAACAGCCGAGUAUCAGGUCUACAAGUACUACGCUUCAAACAUGAAAGGACAGCGUCUACAGACUACGGCGAGUUCGGAUGGGUUGUUGGAGGUGUAUGCAACUGUUGAAGGAGAUGUCGUGCGAAUACUGGCGGGUACUCGUUCAAGACCAGGGAAUUGGAUGGUUGAUGUAUUAGGGCUGAGUGAAGAUGCACGAGUCAAGGUUAGGACCUUGGCUUUUUGUGUGGUUGAUGGGGAUAAGUUCAGGCGUGUUGAGAUGCCGCAUGAUCUAGGGGAGAGGGAGGAGGUUGUGAAGGAGGGGAAGAUGAGACUGAGGAUGAAGCAUCAAGAUCCGACGACGGCCUUUGCGUUCGAGUUAAGCGUUCUAGAGGGAAAAUAGAAGAGUAGAAGCGCUGGCUGAAAAAAGCUACAUGUCAAAUACACCAGGAGCUUUCUCGAUGGAAUCUUUCUCAGGCAAAGCGAGACUUGUAUAGUAAUGUUAUUUUCGCCAAGAGACUU
This is a messenger RNA of Fusarium redolens, 1778 nucleotides long. Its product is annotated as glycoside hydrolase superfamily. The coding region runs from base 268 to 1659 and encodes 463 amino acids. The transcript is spliced from 4 exons. NCBI's taxonomy places the organism in Eukaryota, Fungi, Ascomycota, Sordariomycetes, Hypocreales, Nectriaceae. The record is from RefSeq and is a predicted model, not a curated record.